Messenger RNA from Blepharisma stoltei, 330 nucleotides. Lineage: Eukaryota; Ciliophora; Heterotrichea; Heterotrichida; Blepharismidae. The record is from the annotation of a GenBank genome assembly.
AUGGGAAUUCUUGAAGAAAAACUUUGACUGAACUCUCAGCUAAAUAGGAUUAAAAGAAGGGAAUUUAGCGGUAGCAACCCAACAGAGAGAAAUAUAGCGAGAACUCUAGCCGAACUACGUGACGCCAAGCAAUGAAUUCAGAUUUUUGGAGCAUCGAUGGGGAUAAGUAUAAGCUGAAUUAUAUUUCGGCAUAUCAUCAAUCCUAAAUUAAAGAUUUUUAGCUCAAUUUGUAUGGUGUUGGCGUGCCGAGAGUUUGCUUAUUCUUACUUUCAUGAAGAUUUUAUGAAUGCAGUCAAAGAAGUGCUGCAAGAUUAUGAAGAAUCUGAAUAA